Molecule: messenger RNA, 1374 nt
Organism: Hirsutella rhossiliensis
Lineage: Eukaryota; Fungi; Ascomycota; Sordariomycetes; Hypocreales; Ophiocordycipitaceae
Product: GATA zinc finger domain-containing protein
Exons: 3
Coding region: 1-1374 (457 amino acids)
Biological process (GO): regulation of DNA-templated transcription
Molecular function (GO): sequence-specific DNA binding; protein binding; zinc ion binding
Source: RefSeq, a predicted model, not a curated record
AUGUCCUACAGGCAACCUCCGCCUCAGGGCAGCUUCUUUGGCUUCUCCGACCUGGACAUGGCCGGCCAGGACAGCGGCGAUGUCAUGGCCCUCUUCAACAACACGCUGCUCAACUCGUUCGACGACCUGCCCAUGACCAACGACAGCGCCCUCGUUAGCAACAGCGCCAUCACCGACGAGUCCAUUGCUCAUGCCGAGAAUCAGUUCAACACGGCUGCCAACAACGUGCCCGGCGCCGGUCCCGUGCCGCCCGGCGCCUUAGCCCAGAUGAGCCUGUCCAACGGCAGCACCCUGACCGAGUUCACCAAGCGAAGAAACUGGCCCGCCAAGGUGGUGGAGGAGCUCAAGGAUUUUCUGCACAUUCUCGAUGCAAAUGGCCGCAUCAAGUAUGCAUCCCCUAGCGUCCUCAGCGUCGCCGGCUAUACUGGCGAGGAGAUUCUCGAUGUCUUCCUCAAGGACCUCAUCCACACCGACGACCGCGGUGUCUUCGUCUCGGAGCUCAACGAGUCCAUAGCGUCGGGAAACCCGCUGCGCAUGUUUUACCGCUUCAAGAAAAAGGACGGGUCAUACGCCAUGUUCGAGGCCGUUGGUCACGCCCAUAUUGCCGCCGCCAAGUUUGCGCCGAAUCCAAACAACCAGUCACCCUUUUGCCAGGCUGUCUUCAUGAUGGCCCGGCCGUACCCGACGCGCAACGCCGGCCUGCUGGACUCGUUCCUGGAGCACAAGAUGGAAAACGAGCGGUUACGGCGGCGCAUCGCAGAGCUGCGGAGGGAGGAGGAGGCCGACGCCGACGAGGCUCAGAGGCAGUGGAUGCAGAGCCAGGAGGGUCGGUCUGACGUGACCCCCUCGGAAAUCACGGUCACAUCGUCAUCGACACCGCUCUUCCGCGGCGUGGGCGCUAGCCAACCCGAUCGCAGCGCCGUCGACAUUGCGCUAACAAGGGAGAAUCUGGAAGGAGCCGUGGCCGGUAGCCGGCCGGACUCGCUACGAGACAAGAUGGCCCGCUAUGAGGGGGCGUCACACGCAGACACGAUUGAGAUGCUGACGGGCCUGCGAUACCAGGAGGGAGAGCGCAGCCGGGGCAUCACGACGGGCAACGCAAGCCCGACGCUCAUCAGGGGUGAUGCGGGCAUUGCGAUACCGAUGGACCGAGACUCGCGACCGGGAGAGAAGAAGAAGAAGCUCAAGACUACGGAGGAAUACGUGUGCACAGACUGCGGCACUUUGGACUCUCCCGAAUGGAGAAAGGGGCCGAGCGGCCCCAAGACGCUCUGCAACGCGUGCGGGCUGCGGUGGGCUAAGAAGGAGAAGAAGAGAAACAGUGCCAACAGCGGACCGCAGCAGGCGCCCAUGAUGGAUCGCGGCAUGGGCUAG